AUGGAAGAUACCUUAUAUCUGUUCCUUUCUUACUUUCCCAUUCUAUUUUUUGCCAUUGGUUUUAUAGGAAAUGUAUUGGUUAUCCGAAUCGUUCACAAGACACGACAGAUGCAUACGCCAACGAAUUACCUUUUAGCUAACAUGGCCGUUAGCGAUGUCAUCACCAUUCUGUUGCUUUCUUGUAAGCAAUUUACUGAGAAUCAGCUUGGACGUGUGAGUCAUAAAUUUGCCACAUUCGCUUGCAAGGCAUUUAGCAUCGUUGGAAUUUGUGUUAUGGUUUCUUCUAUUACACUCACAGUUCUCGCUUUAGAAAGAUAUCACGCCUUGCUAAAACCCUUCAGAACCGAACUGCGGUUAAGCGAGGAUAACGUCAAGAAGGCCAUCGUUUUCAUUUGGACCACGAGUGUCGUAAUUUGCUUCCCACAGUUCUUCUUUAUAGAAUGGAGCGAGGAGGACAUUUCAUGUGUUGGCCCAUUCGAUAAAAUGACUGAAGGAAGCAAAAUUUUUACACUUCUGUAUUUUACAAUUUUCAUCAUGCAAUCGGCAAUCAUGAUUUUCUGCUAUGGAUCAUUGAUAAGGGGACUUUACUUUACUAAUACAGUUUGCUCAGAAAAUGAUGAAGAAGGAAACUCAGAAAAAAAGAAACUGGUUUUGACAUUUCUCCUAGCGAGUUUAGCGUUUUUGAUCGGUUAUGGGCCUUUUACAGUUCUCUGCAUUCUUGUUGCAUCGGGAGAUAAUGAACAAAAUUAUGACUCAAAACUAUACUCUGUUCUUGGCGACGUAUCAACAUUUCUGUUUGAAUUAACUUUAUGUCUUAACCCAAUUUUGUACGCUUUUCGUAGUUCAAGCUACCAGCAAGAGUUUAAACGCCUACUUAUAUGCAAGAAACCGACACCGAACAAUGACAUUGAGAUGCGGUAAGAGAGAAGAAGAGAGGAACACCUUUAAACUAUUUCUCUUCGCGUAGUUUAUAUCUUUGUGAGUUUAUUCUAAAUAGCGGUUUUUGUAAUAAUUUUUUCACUGCAAUAAUCUGUAAUAAUUUUUGCUCAUAAUAAAAUACUAUAUAUCACUAGUAUUAUAUAACAUUAUAUAGUAAAUCGACUGCAUAUCCCAUCAUCAUCAUUGUCAUCCUUGGUGUUAUUCAUUUUACAGAAUGUGAAAGUAAAUUACAGAACCAAAAACAAAAAACGUACCAUGAGAUUAUUUACCUUCCAUUGACUUUUUUUUGUCCCACUUCCAAUAUGGGAAAGGUACAAGUAAACCAGCUCAUGCAUUUUUAACAUUCUCUGUGUUAGGGAGGAAUAAAUUCCAGUUUGGGCUUUGUUUUUCGGAUUGACCAUUGUUACCCGUCAAAGCCGUAACAACAAGAAAGACACUUUUGUACUGGUCGAUAGUGAGAUAGCAAACGGGAGUUCAAUAACAAUAUAAAAAAUGAUAAUUCAAUGAAAAAGAAAAAGUAACAGCAUGCUUUUAGGCAGAAAUAGUUUUGGUAAGAUUAUGGGCACUUCUUUGUAAAGGGGUAGGAACAUUCUCCCUUCAAUGUCACAAUUUUGUGCUAUUGUAAGGCCCGAGCCAACUGGUAGGAUGGAUGUGAACAGCCACUUUUUCCAUUACUGACAUGGGAUGACCGUAUUUCUACAAGGAGUCAUAAUUACAGUAGUUGUAGUUGUCAAGUGGUCCUACUUCCCACGCCCGGCCGUCCCUGUUUAUCAGCGCGUCACAAACCAAGCCUUCCCACAACGUCUGUGGAUCAAACAAGAAGUGUCAUUUCCCAAACUAUGAUUUCGUCUUUCGAGUUUGAUUUCCCGCAAAACACCCCACAGGACCCUCACUGAAGGAUAAUACACUGUCCGCUUAACAAGUAUCCACAUGCAAAUUUUUGGGACUGAUCUCCAUACAUUUACUUGAAAAAUAAGUUGAGAAAACUUUUUUUAAAACGAUCAAAGCAGGACCGUGGGUUGGAUUAUAUGCAUGGUUAAUUAGUUGAAAAGCUUAAGGAAGAAACGACUUGACCGAAAACAGUCCGGUGUAUAAUUAUAGACACAUUAUUCAUAAAGGAUUUUUAUUCAUAAGUUAAUCUUAACUAAGGCGUCUAUUAGUAUUAAAAGAAUGACGUUGGUAACUGGGCAGGAAGAUAAUAUUUGCAGUAUGGAGAAAAUUAUUUGUUAGUAUGCAGAAAAGCAGUUAUGCCGAAAAAAGGGAAGGAAAUUAAGAUACCGUAAAAUUCGGAAAAUAAGCCCCGGGGCUUAUAUUUUCCAAAGGUCUUUUUUGAGGGGCUUAUAUUGGGAGGGGCUUAUCAAACGGAGAGAAAUUUGCGUUUCAAAAUCGAUUAGGCUAGCUCAUAGUUGGAAGGAAUUUUACCGUUUUUUCUUUGUUCUACUUUGCAUUCGAGGACACUGUUUUCGGAGGGGUCAUUUAACGAAACGUUUUUUGCGCGCGUUACGGGUUUGAGGGGCUUAUAUUUGGAGGGGCUUAUACCUGGAGGGGCUUAUUUUCGGAAUUGAACGGUAUGGGGAGGACCAAAGACGGUUGUAUGCCUAUUAAUAACUGACUUCAUAACGCGCUUUUAAUUAUAAAUUGUAGUCUUUUUACUAUGUGAGACGUCCAUGCAAUUGCAUGGUGGCUAAUUAUUUAACAGCAUGGUCCAAUGGUAUUAAUGGUUCUAUUUCACAUUAUCUUAGUAAUAAUGUAAACUACCUUAAUUUGUCGCUUGUCUACUAACUCAAAUGCGUACAAUGAAAAAUAACUAACAAGACCGAUAAUCCUUAUGAACAAUUUCUUUAAAGAAAUUUCGAAACUCUAUUUGAAAAACAAAACAAAAACAAAAACAAACAAAAACAAAAAAACAAAAAAAACCACAGAAAAACCUGAAGCAUUAAUCAUGGUCGAAACCGAUAGCCUAAGUUUUGUCUUGUCUUGCUGUUCCAUACCAUUUUACAUCAUUGGACUCAUCGGAAAUGUGUUGGUCAUUCGAAUCGUAUACAAAACAAGGGAGAUGCACACCCCUACAAAUUAUCUUUUAGCUAGCAUGGCCGUUAGUGAUGUCUUCACGAUAGUGACGAUUGCAGCUCACAGGUUUGCCUUCAUCCCGAAUGCCUUCUCUCAAGAGUUCGAUCGAAUCAAUCACGUUCGCUCAGGAUGUGUUGGCCAACGGGAUUCAAUUAUCAAUCUAGCGUGGAAGAUUCACUUGAUUGUAUUUAACGCUCUUUUUUUGAUACAAUCGGUAGUCAUGGUUUUUUGCUAUGGUUCCUUGAUCAGAGGUCUCUACUUCACCAACACAGUUUGUCCAGAAAAUGAAACCGCUGAUGGCGAGAGAAGCUCGGAGAAGAAGAAACUUGUUAUCACAUUCCUUCUAGCGACUCUCGGGUUUUUGAUCGGUUAUGUACCUGGUGUGGCUUUCAACAUUGUUGUUGCAUUUCAGACCAACGCGAAUAUAGAUAUCAACCUGUGCUCUCAUCUCCAGAAUGCGUUUUCUUUUAUGUUUAGCUGCAGUCUAUGUUUAAAUCCACUUGUUUACGGUUUUCGAAGUGCCCACUUUAGAGAGGGCUUCAAACGCGUUCUAACAACUUGUUGGAAGCAAACUCCACAGGAUGACGACAUUCACUGA
Molecule: messenger RNA, 3607 nt
Organism: Porites lobata
Lineage: Eukaryota; Metazoa; Cnidaria; Anthozoa; Scleractinia; Poritidae
Source: the annotation of a GenBank genome assembly